Messenger RNA from Ceraceosorus guamensis, 312 nucleotides. RefSeq lists its product as hypothetical. The transcript is spliced from 3 exons. The record is from RefSeq and is a predicted model, not a curated record. Lineage: Eukaryota; Fungi; Basidiomycota; Exobasidiomycetes; Ceraceosorales; Ceraceosoraceae. The coding region runs from base 1 to 312 and encodes 103 amino acids.
AUGAAGUCUUUGACCCUUCCAAUUCUCCUCUUGUUCUGCUUCACGGAUGCAAUUUUGGCUCAAGAGGGGCCCAUAGGGAGUGCAAGGUCCCGCAUCCCUCACUACAAUCUCAUCAAGCGUCCGAAAGGCUGGACCGACGACCAAGUCAGCACAGCCUGGACGAAUGCAUGCCAUGCGAUCCAGUCGGAGGCUCAACCAGCGGCUAUCAGGCCCUUGCGAACCGAGUCGCGUGCUUCGACGGACAAAGCUGGCUCCGUGCUUGCGGCGCUGCUCAAGCAAAAUCCAGGCGAAUGGGUCAUAAAGAAGAUUUAG